CUUUAUGCUCUGAAAGGUUCUUUCACUUUAUGAUGUUUGUUAGAUUUUAUGCUUCACAUAUUAGAUUUCCUUUUGGUUCCAUAAAGCUGCACAUUUUACUUUUUCUUGUUUACUCCUUUCCAUGAAAUCACCACUUUUCAAUUUUGGUCAAACUCCUUUUCAUCUUCUCUUUUACACUUCUAUGUAUUUUACCUUCUCAAAUUUCAGUCCUUUAUUCUGUUUCUCUGACACACAAGUUUAGUAUCCUAAGUUUUUACAUUUGAUUUGGCUGUCUAAAUUGGGAAAUGGGUGGUUCUAUUUCUGGUUUUCAAUGUGAAAUAAUGAAGUGUUCUUUUGAAGUUAGCAGUCCUCAGCCAUUGAUUGGAGCUGACACUUCCUUUUCAUCUACUUUUGGAUCUUCUGCAACACCUCCUCUAUGUGAAUUAUCCACCUCUUUGGAGAAUGAGGGAGUGCAAACCAUAUCCCAUCUUCUUCACGAUCCUUCUAGUUUGAGCUUUGAUAUGUUUGGAAGUGGGAACUUCUCAGAAAUGGUGGGUUCUUUUGGCUUUCUAACUGAAGGUGACCACAGCCAGAUCCCUAAGAUUAAGUGUCCACUUAGUUAUGUGUCAAAUCUGGAUGAAGGACAAACGAUCUCACCAAAGAACGAUGCGAAGGCUCGGCUCGAUUGCGUUAAUGAGAAUCGAAGAAAAUUGGUUCUUGGUUCCAAUUCUUCCAGCCCAAAUAAGAAUGUUGAAGAUUACUUUAAUGUGGAGCCAACUAAUAUCCUUAAUAAAAAUGACAAAACUCUGAAAGUUGAGCAUAGAAUGAGUGCAAAUUUUAACACCAAAUCAGAUAGUAAACAAGCCAAAGGAGGCUCUCAAUGUGUACAAGCUCCCAAGGAGAAUUAUAUUCGUGUUCAAGUACGACGAGUCCGAGCUACUAACCAUAGCCUCGCAGAAAGGGUCAGGAGGGAAAAGAUCAAUGAACGAAUGAAGUUGUUGCAAGAGCUUGUUCCUGGAUGCAAUCAGAUUACCGGGAAAACUGUGGUGCUCGACACAAUUAUUAACUAUGUACAAUCACUGCAACAACAGGUUGAGUUUCUAUCGAUGAAACUCGCAAAUGUCGGUCCAGAAUCAAACUUGGAUACAGAGAAGAUUCUGCUCACAAAUAACUCAUACAUUUCAUCGCCGAAUAUUCUUCGUACACAAGAUGAAGGCAUAGACAACGUUCUUGCAAUCGAUCCUAGAUUAACAACAUCUCACACAACUCCUCAUGUCAUGUUUCAUCUUCAUGGAACAAUGCCAACCAUUCCAAAAACUACAUCUCAGCAACUUUCAAGCCUUUUCAAGAUGAGACGAUAAGCAGUUCUUCAAAUUUCAAGUAGAUGAUCACAAUUAUGCCGGUCCAAAAAUCAGACAUGGAUGUGCACAAUUAUAUGUUAGUAUUUAUCCUUUGUUGGUCACUACAAGGGCAGCAAAUUUAUUAAGACAGCAAUGUAAAGUGGUACUCAUUUGUUUGAAUUCAAAUGUUGUUCUUAAUCCUACACAUACUUUUCAAUCAAUCUUACUUUAUCUUCUGAA
Benincasa hispida (wax gourd) is the source of this 1559-nucleotide messenger RNA. Its product is annotated as transcription factor bHLH74-like. Gene Ontology annotation, biological process: regulation of DNA-templated transcription. The record is from RefSeq and is a predicted model, not a curated record. Gene Ontology annotation, cellular component: nucleus. Gene Ontology annotation, molecular function: protein dimerization activity; DNA-binding transcription factor activity. Lineage: Eukaryota; Viridiplantae; Streptophyta; Magnoliopsida; Cucurbitales; Cucurbitaceae.